This is a messenger RNA of Anarrhichthys ocellatus (wolf-eel), 3761 nucleotides long. RefSeq names its product RAB9A, member RAS oncogene family (gene rab9a). The record is from RefSeq and is a predicted model, not a curated record. Bases 543 to 1151 code for a protein of 202 amino acids. The transcript has 3 exons. Gene Ontology annotation, biological process: Rab protein signal transduction; retrograde transport, endosome to Golgi. Gene Ontology annotation, molecular function: GTP binding; GTPase activity. Gene Ontology annotation, cellular component: phagocytic vesicle; late endosome; lysosome. Lineage: Eukaryota; Metazoa; Chordata; Actinopteri; Perciformes; Anarhichadidae.
ACUAUGGGAAGACAAAUAGACACACUGUUUGAAAUGAAUUAAUCAUUAACGUGCAACUCUGUGAAUAAUAUUAUAUGUCUACGUUGUAAACACAGUCUGUGGUCAUAAGGGUUUGUCACGUUUCCUCAGCUAUCGUUGGUUGUUUCUGUCUGACAAGAUCACAUGACCCGAGGCGCCCAUGUAUCGUUAGCUUGUUAGCAGCUAGCUGCGUUAGCAUCGAGCCUUCGGGGUUCACCAGGAAACGGUGCGACCUGACGUUAUCUCGAGCCACACCAAGGCGAGGAGCUGUCAAACACAGGCUUUAAUAUUAAUUCAGUGGUUUCGUGUUCUGUUUCUCGUUGACUCAGUAGCUGCUUGGCCCAAACUGUAAGCUGGUUGAACGUUAACGUUACCUAACGUUGUAUGGCCGCUCAUAUCAACAUUAAACAUACGAGCAUGUGACCAAGGACCGGGGUCUACAGCACAUGAUCUGGACAAGUGGAGGAGGCCAAAAUCUAUCAGGGGUAAAUUAUUCUAAAGUGGUCGAUCGGGAUUGAACAGCCAUGACGACAAAGACAUCCCUGCUCAAAGUCAUUCUGCUGGGUGAUGGCGGUGUCGGAAAAAGCUCCAUCAUGAAUCGUUACGUUACCAACAAGUUUGAUGCGCACCUCUUCCACACCAUUGGCGUGGAGUUCCUCAACAAGGAACUGGAGGUAGAUGGCCACCAGGUGACCCUACAGAUCUGGGACACUGCUGGCCAGGAGCGCUUCCGCAGCUUGAGGACUCCUUUCUAUCGUGGCUCCGACUGCUGCCUGCUCACCUUCAGUGUCGAUGACAACCAGAGUUUUCUCAAUUUAGGCAACUGGAAGAAGGAGUUCAUCUACUACGCAGAUGUCAAGGAGCCAGAGACGUUUCCAUUCGUGGUCUUGGGCAACAAAGUGGAUGUGACAGAAAGGCAGGUGUCAUCCGAGGAGGCUAAGCAAUGGUGCCAGGAGAACGGGAAUUACCCCUAUUAUGAGACCAGUGCCAAGGAUGCCACCAAUGUAGCGGUGGCCUUUGAGGAGGCAGUGCGCAGAGUGUUGGCAUUGGAUGAAAGAACGGACCACCUCAUCCCCACAGACACAGUCAAGCUCCACAGAAAGCCUCGCUCUGCUGGCACUUGCUGUUCAUAACAUCCAGGAGCUAAUCACUAACAAAUAUUUGCUGUUAUGUGACGAGGCUGUAGGUUUACAAUGCUGUAGUAACAACUUAUUUAAACAAAUUAUACCACUGGCUUUAUGAUUUGUUGUACUGUUGAAGUUUGAUCGUGCUAACAGUUGGACUUCUGUUUGAAGAGAGGAGAGGAAACACUAAAUGCAUCUCUAAUUACAAAUAAACAUGAAAUCACUGAAGCAUUCACGUAACUCUGCCACAGUUCAAAGGCCGGGCUUUGGAGAAGUAGCAGAAAAAUGAACUAUAUUUUGUGUUGUCCCAAGACUAUCUGUGGGGAACUAGACAAAUAUCAUAUUGGAACAGAGGAAAUAUCUGUGAAAAGUUUUACUUCCCUCUCAAAGGGUUAAAUGUUCCUUUCUGUCAUGAAGGCAAAUGAUGUGACUACCUUGGGAGUGAGAUCAAAGGGUUUCUGAAUGUCACUCCUAAAUCAAAUAAUACAUGACCGCAUAAUUAAAUAAGUUAUGCAGCUUAAUAGACUUAUUUCUGAGAAUUAUGAAGUAGCUAAGUCUCUACUAUGUGUAACUAACACAUUGAGGCUAAUGCACACUCAGUUUUUGUGCACAUUCUGCUUAGUGAAUAGAUUAUCGCCGUGGGACAAGAUCCCCAACAUAAGAUCAAUAUUGAAGCAAAGUUAACAUGCAUGGCCUGUGGUGUAAUUAAGUUUCUGGAACCUUUUGUAUUUUGUAAACAGUUUUUACCUUAAAAAAAUCAAUAUUGCCUUGAGGAAAGCGUAAUGAAGGAGUGGUCAUGAUUGAGUAAACUGCUUUCUUUCUUUCUCAUUGUUGGGUUUAUUGUUUUAAAUCAUUUUUAUCUUUUAUGCACUAACAUUUUUCCAUUUUUAACAGUUUGAAGUUUUUCCCGCAGCUUAAUAUUUAAAAUGGUGAACCGUUCAUGUUUGGACUGUUUGUCAUUCACAUUUCAUUUACAUUCAAAGUUGUACUACUGGUAUGCCAAAUGAUAAAUAAACCCCCAGAGAAUCGUCUCUUAAAGCAUGUUUUGUAGCCCGCAAACUCUGACAAGUGACAUGUUUGUUAACCCAAAGUUUGGACUGAACAGGAUGUUACCAUUCUGCUGUGCUUAACCACUGCAAUGAUAUAAUACAAAACACCUAACUGUCAAGGUUCAAGAUUGUGUCUACUAAUCGAAAUGUUGUCAUUGUUGGUCAAGCUCUCUGGGGAGAAGUUGAAGGUUUAAUGCCUUAAAGUCUAAUAUGUAUAAUCAACAUAAAGUAUCCGUAAGAAAGAAAGACAAACAUUACAGUAAGAGCUACGUCAGACAAGAAAAUGUUUUAUAGGAAACUGUUGAAUACAUUUAGAUUUUUGCAACAGGAAAAGAAAGACAUAAAAUAUGUGUUAGGUAUAUACACAACAAAUAGACAAGCGCAUGCAUUAAAUCCUUGUGCAUGUGAAGUGAUUAACCCAGGAGAUGUUUCUUUCCAAGAAACUGUACUUUCCUCUCGAAAGCUGUUGAGCGGACUGGUGCAUUGAUUUCAUAGAAUGGAUUCAUCGCAAACUGGAAGACAACAUAAAUGAAUAAAUCGAACAAUAAAAGUAUAAAAAACAAAGGAUACCUCAUUUAAAAUGCUUGUAAUCAUAUGGAAGACAACUUACCUUAAUGUAUAAAUCAUAAACGUCAUUAAAAAAGUUUUUGAUUCCAUCUUCUUGUCGCACAUCAUGCAGCAUGAUGAAUCUUAUAUGUGAGGCAAAUAAUUAAAGAAGAUACAGCCAUGCCAAUGAAUUUCUGGAAUAUGACGAUACAUUAUAACAAUAUGACUGACUAUAUAAUCACAUUUUAAUGCAAACUAACAUGUUAAAUAAUGGCAGUUGGGCUUCAGCUAACAAUUAUUUUCAUUAUCAAUAUGUUGAUUAUUUUUUGUAUUAAUUGUGUGAUCUAUAAAAUGGCAGAAAAAAAAUUACAAAUGUUUAUUACACAUGAGAUUAGCCAUGUAGGGCUUUUGUCCGUCUAUUCAGUCAGUAAACUACAACAUAGCAAUAUGUUCAUUUUGAUUUGAUUCCCACCAUUUAUAAAGAUUGAUGUAUAGUCUGUUCUGUGGGGAUAAAAAGGGAAGAGUCACAUGGAACAGAAAGGAUAUGUCCUGCAGUGACGAAGGCAGAAACAAACCACUCGUUGAACUUGUCCACAGUUUUCAAGUACAUAUUGUUGGACAGCCACAUGUUUUCAUCCACCAAAUCCAGGGCGGCGUGUGCAAUGAACUGGUUUAAGUGACGAUGGUCAUCCUGUGGUCGAUAACACAAAUCUUAUUAAACUACAUAAUACAUUAACAGACUCUGAUUGAAUUUAAAUAACUGUAAAUGCCUUGUACCACCAACAUUAAACACAGUGGUGUGGUCAUAUGCUUCAUAGAUACAGCAAGCUGUAGUAUAUGGCUAGGCUGAUACAUAACAUUUGUUUACCACUGUUAUUGCACUAUUGGGUACUGGAAUGAAUACUUGUGCUAUUAAUAAAGUGUUACCUUUGAUUCAGACUUCCCAGCUGGCAAGAACUCCAUUUCAAACACAGGAUUGUCCUGAUGACCAACCAUGACAAAAUAAAAACUUCCAGACAUCGUU